GGAGCGUCACCGUGGAAAGUUGCGAGAUAUUGUGCGUCCUGGAGUCGAGUCCAGGAGGGAACGUCACAGCCACACGCCAAACAACAACCGCUCAAGGCCACGACAGUUCUUCCAUUCUUUUCGAGAAAACUGGUUGACGAUGGGCCGAAAGAAGCGCAGCGCCCCGGCGGCGGCGGCCGCAGCAAGUGACCCUUACAGUGCUGCUCUACCACCACCACCACCACCAGUAGCACCAGCAGCAGGUAGUGGAGGACCCAGUCGGAAAAAGUCCAAGAACAGUUUUGCAGAUGACCCCGAGUUGACCGGAGAGUCUUACGCUGUCAAGAAGUACCGUCCGGACAAGUACUACGCCGCCAUGGAUGCCUUUGUCAAGUACACCAAGUCUCAUCGCAUGCUGGACGCUACUUACGUGCGCUGGAACACCGGAGUGACUCCCGAAAAGCCGCAUGUCUACAGUACUCGCGUGGGCGGUGUCGACCUGGGAUGGGGCCGCGGCAAGACGCGCGAAGCGGCAAUGGAUUGUGCCUGUCGGGCUGCGUUUGCUUUGGUCAGCGCUCAUGGCUACAACAACUUCCCGUUGGACGACGACUGUCUGACCAGCAAGCCGCAGGCGUUUCAAGCUCCGAUUCCACCCCCGCCUCCUCCACCGCCGCCGCCGCCGCCGGGUUUGCCGUUGCCUCCGUUGCCCUCGGGAGUCUUGCCACCGCCCCCUGCGGCCGAUUUGAUCCCUCAAGCACAAGUGGGAGCUACGAGCGCUCCAGUAGCCACGAGCCUGAGUCUGGCUCCGCAAGAGAGUCUUGGUUUGCCGCCUCCCCCGGCCGGUCUGCCGCCGCCGACGGCGGGAUUCUCUUUGGAUCUCAAGGCCGCUGCUUCAUCGCCAACCCCCACCAACCACGGCGCGAUCACUCCGCCAGCCAAGAAACAGCUCAAGGGUGGUCUCACAUUGGUGUUUGAUGGAGGCGAAGGGUUGGCAGAAAUCUCCAUGGAAGAGCUGCGGUCUCAUUCCACUCGCUACCAGGCCAUGUUGGCGAGAUCCGGGGUCACCAAGGCAGUCACCAGUCUUCCUUGCUUGGCUGCCAUUGAAAAGUAGGAGGAUGGAUGGAUUGAUGGAUAUUUGAGGCAAAAUUGAAUUUGGGCGGAGGUCAAGGUUUGGUUUUAUUAUUAUUUUUGUUGAUGUGGUGCAUGGCUACUGUACUUCAGCUGGGCUGUGUUGUCUGACUUGAGCAUUCACACAUACAUUUGCAUGGAUGAUUGAUGACCGUGAGCGAGAAAGCGAGUGGACAGUUUUGGGAAAAGGAGCGGUGGAAGAAAGUAGGAAAUUACAACGAACGAAGCAGGAUUGAGUGACUGUGCAAAGCUACUAGAGGAGGCUGACGGCUGACUGUGUUGUGGUGAGUCCGGUUGGAUCGGAUUAGUUGGGCAUGUUGCGAGCUCACAAAUACAUAAUUACAAAAAAUGCAUGAAACAAGGAGGGUGGACCCAUGACGGCGGAGCAAGGAAUAUCACAACGCCACAAAGUAAGUCUAUACUACUCUCGAGUGAUAUCAUUCAAUGCUACGAACGAACACAAGUGCGAACGAGUAAGUUUCUUCAAGUGAAUGAUAUCCCCUUGAAAGGAUCUAGAUAAAACCCUCUCUUUUUAGUACGAAUUCCAUUUCCUAACCUGG
Seminavis robusta is the source of this 1667-nucleotide messenger RNA. NCBI's taxonomy places the organism in Eukaryota, Bacillariophyta, Bacillariophyceae, Naviculales, Naviculaceae. The record is from the annotation of a GenBank genome assembly.